AUGCUUAAUGAUAGCGGCAGUCGUCGGGGUUAUUCGCGUAAUUUUGAGAUAUCCGUUCGAUCAAAAGUCCAAACCGGUCUUACGACAGCAUAUUGCCGAGAGGGGACUUUAAUUGACUAAUAACGCGAGACAUUUCUCAGUUAGAUAAAUCUCUCGAACAACAUACAACAUACCUACCGAUAUACCAAAAUGAAAAUGCUUCUGAUCGCGAUUGCACUACUUGUGGCUGUCGAGGCUAAAGCUUAUCAAUGGGCAACUUACGGACCUAACAUUCAAACUGGUAGAGGAAACAACCCUCCUCGCGGACCAACGUGGAUGCAACAACAAAAUCAAAAUAAUAUAUUUGGUCCCGAUGUUGAAUGGGUGUGCCAAAAUCCCAAGACGAAUGAUUUGAUGAUUAUUGCCGCCGAUAACACGCAACACCGUCAUCCUGGUAGAGGACCGUGGCAAAACGUUCCACCGGGACACCAAAAGCAUCAACAGUAUUGGCCUCAACCGAUUAUUAUUGUUGAAGAAAGACCUGAUAAUAAUCAAAUAUCGCCGUCUCCUCCUCUUGAUAAUAACAAUAACAUUAACAAUAACAAUAAUAACAAUGAUAAUCAACCACAAACCACGCCGCAUUAUCAUGGUGGAGAAGGAUUAAUCGAUGUCAGAAUGGGAGCCUAAUAAAUAAUAAAUUGGUAAGGCUCUCGAUGCAAGAUUUAUAUUUCUUAAAAAGACAUUGAUUUAAAUUGCACAAAUAAAAACAAAAAUAUAUACAAUUUUAUAUCUAUAUAUCGUCCCCCUUAUUCCAAAACCACGAAUGUUGCUAAUUUUCCGAUUUUUCAGUAAUAUAAUUUUCUUACCUAAUUUUGGACAACGAUGUCAGAAACGCGAAUGCGAUAGCGACAGUAAAUCAAUGCUUGAAGGAAUUACAAGAAUAAAACAAGAAUCUGAUUUUUCGGAGCAAAUUAAAUUUUCAAAUAGCAAUAACUAAGCUACAAAAUUGCACAUUCGUGGUUGCGGCAUAAAAGUGACGAUAUAUUAUAUAUAUAUUUGAACUCACAUUUAUUAUAUCACAAUUAACAAUUAACAACAUUAAACAAAUAAUAAUAAUCCGUCUGUCUGAUCAAUGUUAUGUUAUAGUUUGGAUAUCAUCUGUAUUAGAAUGUUUCAUACGAUCAAAUCAGAGUCUAAGGAGAUAAUAUCACAAAAGUUAUGAAGAAAUUUCAUAAAAUCAGCUAAAAUUCUUCUACGUAAAAUUUAUAGAGUGGAGUAACUCACUUAUGAGCGAGUCCGAUAUGAUUUACUUGUGAUAAUCAAAUAUAGAUGUAACAUCAUGUAAUUAUCGAAAAAAUCUGCAGAAUAUAAUGUGUUGUCAUUAUA
Molecule: messenger RNA, 1365 nt
Organism: Linepithema humile (Argentine ant)
Lineage: Eukaryota; Metazoa; Arthropoda; Insecta; Hymenoptera; Formicidae
Source: RefSeq, a predicted model, not a curated record